This is a messenger RNA of Planococcus citri (citrus mealybug), 3404 nucleotides long. RefSeq names its product kelch-like protein 24a. The transcript has 2 exons. The record is from RefSeq and is a predicted model, not a curated record. Lineage: Eukaryota; Metazoa; Arthropoda; Insecta; Hemiptera; Pseudococcidae. Gene Ontology annotation, molecular function: protein binding. The coding region runs from base 440 to 2176 and encodes 578 amino acids.
UAAGCAAUAAUGUUCUAAUUUUUUGAAAAGAAUCUGCGGAAUAUGCGCAAGAAUCUGCGCAUAUUCUUGCGCAUGCGCAAGCAAAAAAAGAAUAUUCGCGAAUUUGCCCAACACUAGACAUAAGUAAACGCAAUAAUCCGUAACGAAGGUUUCUUUAGGGUAACGACACCUUCCAACCUUUCGUUAUGUAAAGAGCCAAAAACUGGUCAAACCACUUCUUAACGAACGGAUAACGAAUCGGUAACGAAUUUCGUUAUGGUAACGCGAGUUCAUAAUAGGCCUCCAGCUGCGAAUCACUGAUAAGAAUGGUCAUGUAAUACGAGAUGAAGUGAAAUUUCAAAUUUUGACUGAUGAGAAAUUGAGAUGAAUAAUGAUUUACAACGAUAAAAAGUAAUUUAAUUCAUGAAAACUGGAAACUUGUAAUAAUUUCUUCAGAAGCAUGGCCCAUUUGAUUCGAACUGUGGAUCUGAACCAGGUGGAGAAAGCACUCUUCAAACACAUGAACGAUCUACGGAUGGAAACUUUGUUUUGCGAUGUACGAUUCAACGUCAACGGUACCAUCAUACCUUGUCAUCGAUUAGUUUUGUCCGCUAUAUCUCCUUACUUCAAAACUAUGUUCAAUGGUAAUUUUAAAGAAAGUAAUUCUGAUACCGUAACUAUGAACGAUAUUGAAACCGAAACAUUUGAAGAGAUUCUGAACGCUAUGUACACGGCUAGUAUUAGUUUUCAUCCGGGUAAUGCAUAUUUCAUCCUGAAAGCUAGUCACCUAUUUCAACUAGAGAUGAUAGAAAACGCUUGCGUCUCUUAUAUCAUGGAAUACCCCGAGAUCAACUUUUUAAUUGAAACCUGCGUAUUCGCCCGGAAUAUUCAACUUGAUAAAUUAUAUUCCAGCUGUAGCCAGACCAUAGCCAGCAGCAUUAUAGAAUAUGGAAAGACUAAUUCUUUCAAAAAAAUCCCUGUUGAUAUUUUUGAAAAAAUUCUCAUUGAUUUUCUACGUAUAAACAUAAAAGAAAGCGAAGAAGAACCUGUACUCCUGUUGAUAAUGAAAUGGAGUAAACAUAAUGAUGCCAGUCGUGAAGAUAUUGAAAGAUUUUUAGAUGCAGCUUAUUUGAAAUCGACUAAAUUAAUCAGUUCCUCGGUCAUGUCUCAAUUAUUGGUUUCUAGUGACGAUAAACCAAUAAAUGACGCGAGCGAAGGCAUUUCCGAAUUGCAUGAUAAUGAUUUUAAUUUACCCUUGAAUUUAUAUCUGAACGCCAUCGACGUAGAAACUGGCCAGAAAGGAUGGGGUGUUUUAAAACUGAACAGUGAUUUGGAUAAGCAUGUUCUAUCAUCAUUUCAUCCGACCAGUGCUUGGAGGAAAAAAGUUUGCAGAGUUGGAACGAAAGUGUAUUGUUUUGAAAUUCUUGUUAACAGUGACGGUGACGAAGAGGUAACGAAUUUUUUAUUGUAUGACGAGAAAGAUGGUACUAGAAUGCAUCUCUCAGCGCUGCCGGUGCCGGAAUCGCCGAAUUUUUCAAUUGAUGAGUUUGAAAUAACAGCUGUGGAAACGUCGAUAUAUCUAAUGAUAAAGAAGCCGUUUUUCUCCAUUUGGCUUUAUAAUUGUGAAUCGAAUACUUGGAAUGAUGUAGUGAGUGAAAAUUAUCACAACAAGAUUUAUUGUAACGUUUCCGCGUGCACUUUUUUGGAUGGAAGUUUUUACAUACUCGCUCAGGAAAAGAAGACCACAGAGAGUUGUCCCGGGGAGCCAAUCGAUUAUAUAUUCUCAAUUACUUGCAGCACUUUAAUCCUUAAAAAGUUAACUAAAGUACCGUUGAGAUUCAACGGGAAUUUAUGCUCGUACUUCUGUGCAUUUGAUAAUAGACUCGUCAUAUCAGCAGUGUAUGGGACGCGACGUCGCUAUGAAAAAAACACGCUUUUCAUUUUUGACCUUGCCAGCAGUCAGUGGUUGAUCAGUAUGGAGAAAAUGAGAAGAUGGCAUCUUAAUUUUUACCUGUUUCAUUUCAAUGGCUCUUUACACGUGGUGGAGAAUGAUCGAGCUAUGGUUCCCAACGAAAAAUAUGAUUUAUCUUCGUGUAAAUGGACUGAUUUACCAAACUUGCCGAAACAAGUCACGAUUUCAAAUACGAAUCGAGUACUGGCCACCGGAGAAGUGUUCGGUGCUGAUGUUAAUCAGUGAGUAAUUACUCCUUUUGAGAUAUCGUGUUUGUGUUUCUUUUAUUUUCAUUGUGAAAUGAUAUGCUUUUUGUUUCUGAUUUUCUAAAAUUCGAUUCAGUUUUUGUUCUUAUUUUGUAAUGUAUCUACCUCUACGUAACUCAUGUUAUCUAUGUGUAUAUCUAUUGUUUUUUUCUUGUCGUUCGUUUUGCAUUAUUUUGUAUGGUAUGAGCGCUCUUACAGUCUUGAAAUUGUUCGAUAUUUUUCAAUGAUUACGCUUAUUUUCAAAAAUAAAAUGAUAUCUACCUAAGUACAUUGAAAAUUUGUCAAUUAUGAUUUACUUAAGUUGGUGAAAUUUCUCGAAAUGAACGCAUAGGUGAAUUAAUACCUAGAUAGUAUAGAUAAGUAGGUACACUGAACUCGAAUGGUAGCUUAUGAGUAGGUAGAAAUGUGUGAAGAAGAAUCUAUAAAAAAUACAAAACAUCAAAUCCUUCAAUCUCAAAAAACCCGCGAUUGAUAUCACACAACCGCCGAGCUAUUGUUUUUGUACCUAUAUUUCUUUUUUGAAUGAAAUGUAUGGGGUAAAGUUUCUUCUUCAAGGGAAGUGUUUCUAAUCAGAGAUAACCUCAUAUUUUUGGUCAGUGGCUGAGCAAAUUGAGAGAAAUGAGAAAAUAUCAUGCUAAUUUUCACUUUUUUCAUUUCAAUGGCUCUUUUUAUGUGGUGGAGAAUGAUCGAGCUAUGGUUCCCAAUGAAAAAUAUGAUUUGUCUUCGGGUAAAUGGACUGAUUUACCAAACUUGCCGAAACAAGUCAGGAUUUCGAGUACGAAUCAAGUACUGGCCACCGGAGAGGUGUUCGGUGCUGAUGUUAAUCCGUGAGUAAUAAUUUUUUCUUUGAGAUGUCGCAUUAUUUUGUACAUAUUUUCAUUUAUUUGUAUGCUGAAAUUUUACCUUUAUUGUUUUUCAUUGCUGUUCUUCUAAAAGUUGAUUCAGUUUCUGUUUUAAUUCUGUAAUAUAACUCAUGUUAUAAAGUAGGUAGGUAGUAGGUACUUAUGUAUGUACAUAAUAUGUAGGUAUCUAUUGUUUUUUCCCUUGAUGUUUAUUUUGCAUUUGUGUGGCAUGAGCGCUCUUAUAUUCUUGAAAAAGUUUGACAUUUUUUAAUGAUGACUGAUGACGCUUAUUUUCAAAAAUAAAAUUAAUAUACAUUGAAAAUUUGUCAAUUAUUAUUACCGGACUUACAUUAUUGAAGUUUCUCG